This is a messenger RNA of Patella vulgata (common limpet), 2998 nucleotides long. Its product is annotated as lysine-specific histone demethylase 1A. Bases 97 to 2457 code for a protein of 786 amino acids. Gene Ontology annotation, molecular function: flavin adenine dinucleotide binding; protein binding; oxidoreductase activity. NCBI's taxonomy places the organism in Eukaryota, Metazoa, Mollusca, Gastropoda, Patellidae. Gene Ontology annotation, biological process: regulation of DNA-templated transcription. The transcript is spliced from 18 exons. Gene Ontology annotation, cellular component: nucleus. The record is from RefSeq and is a predicted model, not a curated record.
ACAAAAACACAAAGCGGUACUGAAAUCGACACAUUUCAACUAAAUUUACUUUUUAAUUUAAAAGUUCAUCUGUAAUUUUGGGAAGAAUUGCAAAAUAUGUCGAACAAUAGCGGAAAAGCGUCCCUCAGUAUUGGUAAAGAUAAAAAGGAUAAAGAUGUGAACGAAGACGAAAACAAGAAGCGAAGUUCGCCGGCUGAAGACAACAAUGACGGUGCCGAUGGAAGAAGAACCAGCAGAAGAAAGCGAGCUAAGGUUGACAGUGGUGCCAAUCCAAAUGCUUCAGAAGAUGAGAAUUCUGAUGAAGAUAAAACAGAGAAGAAAGAAAAAGAUGUAGGGAAAGAGAAGGAAAGGAUAAAAGAAGAGAAACCAAGUAAAGGAGAAGGUGAAAAUGAACAGGGAGAACAUGAAGAUAGUGAAAAUGAUGACCCUACAGGACUUGAAGGUGCUGCUUUCCAGAGUCGUCUGCCUCUAGAUAAAAUGACAUCACAAGAAGCAGCAUGUUUUCCUGAUAUAAUACAAGGUCCUCCACAAGCUCAAAAAGUUUUCCUUUAUAUAAGAAAUAGAAUACUUCAAUGUUGGUUAGAAAAUUGUAAAGUUCAAGCUACAUUUGAAAGUGUUUUACCUCAGAUAGAGACUCCAUAUAAUAGUGACGGACCAUUAGUUAUGAGAAUACAUGCAUAUUUGGAAAGAUAUGGUUAUAUAAAUUUUGGUGUGUUUAAAAGAUUGAAACCAUUACCUACGAAGAAACAUGGGCGUGUAAUUAUCAUAGGAGCUGGUAUUGCUGGACUAGGGGCAGCUAAACAACUAUUAGCCUUUGGAUUAGAUGUUGUAGUUUUAGAGGCUAGAGAAAGGGUAGGAGGUAGAAUAGUAACAUUUAGAAAAGGAAAUUAUGUGGCAGAUUUAGGUGCAAUGGUUGUCACUGGUUUAGGAGGAAAUCCCGUGACUAUUUUGAGUAAACAAGUUAAUAUGGAACUACACAAAAUAAAACAGAAAUGUCCUCUUUAUGAAAGCAAUGGAGCCACAGUACCAAAAGAGAAAGAUGAAAUGGUAGAAAGAGAAUUUAACCGUUUACUAGAGACAACAUCAUAUCUCUCACAUCAAAUGGACUUUAAUUAUAUUGAUAGUAAACCAGCCGCUUUAGGUCAAGCAUUAGAAGCUGUUAUUAAAUUACAAGAGAAACAUGUAAAAGAAAAACAAUGUGAACAUCAACGCCAUAUCAUAGAAUUACAAGAAAAAUUAAAGAAAAACCAGUCACAGCUUCUUCUUGUAAAAGAUAAAGUAGAAGAAAUAAAUAAGCAAUGGAAGGAAGCAUCUGAAGUUAAACCACCAGGUGAUAUUACAGCAGAAUUCCUUAUUAAAAGUAAAUUACGAGAUCUUAAUGCAGCAUGUAAGGAAUAUGAUCAAAUGGUAGCUCAGCAGAAAGAAAUAGAGGACAAAUUACAAGAAUUAGAAACUAAUCCUCCAAGUGAUGUAUACUUGUCUUCUCGUGACCGCCAGAUUCUAGAUUGGCAUUUUGCUAAUUUAGAGUUUGCCAAUGCAACACCACUCACAGCUCUUUCUUUAAAACAUUGGGACCAGGAUGAUGAUUUUGAAUUUUCUGGAAGUCAUUUAACAGUGCGUAAUGGAUAUUCUUGUGUACCAGUGGCUUUAUCUGAAGGUUUAGAUAUUAAAUUAAACACGGCCGUUAGACAACUUAGACACACUGCUAAUGGUGUUGAAGUAAUCACAACUAAUGCUAAGAAUAAAAGUAAUCAACAGACGUAUAAAGCAGAUGCAGUAUUGUGUACAUUACCAUUGGGUGUUUUAAAAGAAUGUUUGAAAGGAUCUGGUCCAAAUAGUGUGCAAUUCAUUCCACCAUUACCAGACUGGAAAACAGCAGCUAUACAUAGACUAGGUUUUGGAAAUCUGAAUAAGGUUGUUCUAUGCUUUGAUAGAAUAUUUUGGGAUCCUAAUUCCAAUUUAUUUGGUCAUGUUGGCAGUACAACAGCUAGUCGAGGUGAAUUGUUUUUAUUCUGGAAUCUGUAUAAAGCCCCUGUAUUAUUGGCGCUAGUUGCUGGAGAAGCUGCUGCUAUCAUGGAGAAUGUUAGUGAUGAUGUUAUCGUUGGCAGGUCUAUAGCGGUUUUGAAGGGUAUAUUUGGAAAUAAUGCAGUACCACAGCCUAAAGAGACACUUGUAACAAGAUGGAGGGCUGACCCCUGGUCAAGAGGUUCUUAUUCUUUUGUUGCUUCUGGAUCAUCAGGAAAUGAUUAUGAUUUGUUAUCAACACCUGUAGCACCUCAACAAGGAGCUCCACCACGACUUUUCUUUGCUGGUGAACAUACAAUUCGCAAUUAUCCAGCUACUGUACAUGGUGCUUUUCUUAGUGGAUUAAGGGAAGCCGGGAGAAUUGCUGAUCAAUUUUUAGGAGCACCAUAUGCCAUGCCGACAAGACCACCCACAUCAAAUCAAGUCAGUUGAAAACUAUCCUGUAAUUAAUAUACUUUCAAUUUAAUAAAGUCCAAGAAUCGGGAAAGAGUGUUACGGAGGGAGAAUCUUUCAGAAUAUGGACCUGUGAUUCAUUGAUAUGGAUGUGAUUGGUCAGGUGGUUUUGACAGCCAUGACUACCAGUACCAUAUAAAGUUUCUGUCAUCAUUGUACAUUUAUGUGUAAAUUUCAUACACCCAAUAUUUCAACUUUAAGUCUACUUUGAUGCUUAUGAAUGUUUCUAGUGCUAUAUUUGUAGAAUUUAAUCAAUGUCAUAUCGACUAUCAUUAUAUAAUAUGUCUGAAAAUUUCAAUGAAUUUUAAUCAAACAUUCUCAGGCAUAUGAUAUUGUCCUGUAGUUACCGGUACUAUAUUUCUGUAUCAUCUUUUCAAAUCUAAUUGAUGAAAUUUAUUUGCUUGCUAGCUGCUUUUUUUAGAUUAUGAAAUGUUCAAAUAUUUAUUUUCAUACUUUGUACAUAUCUCAAAUCUGUAUUAUUCAUUUUCCUCAUGAUUAUGUCAUGUGAUUUCAUUGAUUA